Messenger RNA from Leishmania braziliensis MHOM/BR/75/M2904, 1233 nucleotides. Its product is annotated as putative mitogen-activated protein kinase. Gene Ontology annotation, molecular function: ATP binding; MAP kinase activity. The transcript has a single exon. The record is from RefSeq and is a predicted model, not a curated record. Gene Ontology annotation, cellular component: cytoplasm; nucleus. Bases 1 to 1233 code for a protein of 410 amino acids. Gene Ontology annotation, biological process: intracellular signal transduction; protein phosphorylation. Lineage: Eukaryota; Euglenozoa; Kinetoplastea; Trypanosomatida; Trypanosomatidae.
AUGAUGCUCACCAAGGUAGAGGGUCCUAAUGCGGCCGGCAACAAGGUUUACGUCUUUGGUGUGAACGACUACCGCCUGGAGGUGCCGGAGCGCUACAACGUUCAGCACUUCGUUGGACGUGGUGCGUACGGCUUUGUUUGCAGCGCCGUGGACGCGGUGACCAACGAGCCAGUGGCGAUCAAGAAGGUGACACACCUCUUCGACGACGCUGUCGAUGCAAAGCGUGUCUUGCGGGAGGUGAAGCUGCUCGCCUAUCUCAACCACCCAAAUAUCCUCUCUCUCAAGGACCUCUUCAAGUCCCCGGACCCGGUGGACACGUACAACGAACUCUACGUUGUUACCGACUUGAUGGAGUCGGACAUGGACGCAAUCCUGCGCUCCCCGCGCAUCCGUCUCGCCGCCGGGCACGGCCAGUACUUCACUCUUCAGCUGUUGUGCGCACUGCAGUACACUCACAGUGCCCACGUGCUUCACCGUGACCUGAAGCCGGGGAAUCUGUUGACAGACUCGGAGUGCAACCUUAAGCUGGGCGACUUUGGCCUCGCGCGCGGUGUCGGACACGACGACACCAUGACGCAGUACGUUUUCACGCGAUGGUAUCGGCCACCAGAGUUGCUGCUGGUGUGUAAGCACUGCAGCUACAGCGCUGAUAUGUGGGCUGUCGGAUGCCUCGCAGCAGAGAUGUUCACUGGCAAGCCGCUCUUCCCUGGCAAGGACUACAUCAACCAGAUCAAUUUAAUAGUGGAGCUGCUGGGCAUACCAGACCUUGCACGUGACCUGCCGCCGAGCACGUCGCAGGAGGCGGUGCACUACCUCUCCUCCCUGCCCCCUAUCAAGGGGAAGACGCUGGAGGAGUACGCCCCUGAGCUGCGGCGCCGCUUCGACGAGGCUACCUUUUUCGAUGGCUUCGACACAGAGCUGGAGGAGGCUAUCGCCGCUGAGGGCGCCACUAUCGCCCGGCCCCAGCCGCGCCCGCCGGAGGAUUACUACGCCGAGUUCGUCGACUUCAUCUUUGGACUGCUCUGUUACAACCCCGAGAAGCGGCGCAUGGCGAAAGAGUCCAUAGCUCAUGCAUGGCUGUCGGACGUGCGCGGCCCUCAGGAAAACAUUGGCGGCUGCGAGGCGGAGCGAGUAUACUGUUGGGAUGCCGAGGGCACUGCCUUCACCAUCCCACAACUCCGCCAGCUGUUCGUAGAGGAGAUCGAAAAAUUUACGUCUACCCGCGGCCACUGA